AUCGAUAGUAGUUUCACAUUUCUAACAUCGCUAACCUAAAAGCCAAUCAGCUGUUACGUCAAAAAAAAAAAUGAAAAAAUAUUAAAUCUAUAAGUUGUGUUAUUCGAAUAAAUUUAUAAAAAUGCGAAUAUUCUCGCUAAGUAAUCGUUUAGCGAAUAUACGUACACGUAUAAAUGAUAAGUUCACAUUGCCAGAACGUUUCAAGGGUACUGUAGUUGAAAAGUGGGCACAUUAUUGGCGUGGUCUCGCCAGUGACUAUACCGAUGUGGUAGUCGAUGUUGUGAAAGGUGCACGCGCCAAGCCGCGUAAGGCUCUUGUGUAUGCAGGCACCGGCUACGGUUUAUAUCAAUGUGCGAAACAUAAUCCAAAUGAAGAAGCAUUUAUGCGUUCAUUACGUAGUUGGAGCAAUCAAAUGUCAAUGGUGUCUAAAACAUUACACAAUCCAGUGUCGGAAGCAUAUCUUCGUGAACUAGAAGUAGCCAUCAAUGAAAACAAACUACGCACAUUUUCACUCGGUAUCUGUACCAUUUUAUGGAGCGAUUUGUAUGAUAAGGAAGACUGCACCUAUCCGGCUAUAUGCAAGUAUACACAAGUAGAUUAUACAAACUUUUGGAAGCAUAUAGUAGAUAUUGGCUUUUGGGAUUAUUAUUGGCGGCUUGAGUGGAAAAUGCACAAUUUCGAUAUUAAUUACUUAUAGAUGUAACUAGUGUUAAGCGUUAUUGACUUUUCUUAAUUUGACCAAAAUAUAAAGUGUACCAAAUGGCAGUCUUCUUGUAAUUUAACAACUUUAUUUGACAAUUGAAAAUAAAGUCAAAACAACUUUGUUACGAACAAA
Zeugodacus cucurbitae (melon fly) is the source of this 835-nucleotide messenger RNA. Its product is annotated as mitochondrial import inner membrane translocase subunit Tim29. The record is from RefSeq and is a predicted model, not a curated record. The coding region runs from base 122 to 697 and encodes 191 amino acids. Gene Ontology annotation, biological process: protein insertion into mitochondrial inner membrane. Gene Ontology annotation, cellular component: TIM22 mitochondrial import inner membrane insertion complex. The transcript has a single exon. Lineage: Eukaryota; Metazoa; Arthropoda; Insecta; Diptera; Tephritidae.